CAACAGAAGUAACCGCAAAAUCAAAAUUACCAAAAUGGGUAGGAAACCUCAUUUUAUUUAAACCGCGUAAACAGUAGAUUUUAAAUCUGUUCCUAAAACCUUGCAAGAAACGAUUAAGGAACUGAUGAAGUACUACAAUAACAAAACCCAGCUUCAAAAAUAAAACCAAGUCACUUCAUCUUCAACAAAUCAAGCCAACCCAUUUCCAAUGGAUUCGGGCAUGGAAGACGAUAGAGAAUCCCAAUACUACUAUGCACAGGGCGGAAAGAUAAUGCUAUCCACCGUCAUCAUUCUCUUCAUCAUCACCGUCACACUCCUCUCUCUUCACCUCCUUAUCCGAUGGUACCUUCUCCGUAAUCGCGACCGUCAACACAACCUUAGCCGGACACGCCACAUUCGACGUCGGUCGUUUGUUUUCUACUUCGAGCACGACAUUCCUUCCUCACUUAGGCUUGAUGUCUCUCGCGGCCUCGAUCCCUCUGUCAUCUCGUCUCUCCCGGUGUUUAAGUAUUCUUCUGAGGAACCGCCGGUGGAUUGCGCUGUUUGCUUGUCGGAGUUCGAGGAAGGAGAAACGGGUCGGGUUUUGCCGAAGUGUAAUCAUAGUUUUCAUGUUGAUUGCAUUGAUAUGUGGUUUCAUACUCAUUCUACGUGUCCGCUUUGUAGAAAAUCAGUGGAGCUUCUUCCGGUUCAUCAAACUGAACCGGAACCGGAAGUGACUAUGGAUGUGGGUGAACCGGAACUGGUUUUGGGUUCGAGUUUUGGGGAAGAAUCCGACCGGGUUGUACCGGAGUUUACAUCUUCGUAUUCUCCUGAGAAGCAAUCUUCGUUAGUUGGCGUGACAGUUGAAGUUCCGGGAACGAGCGAGUGUAAGCCGUCGUCUUCGUCUUUUCGGUCGCCGUUGAGUCGUGUGUUGUCGUUCACGAGAGUUCUUAGCAGAGAGAGGAAAUCGAGCGUUUCUGCUACGUCGGACUGUGUAGUGGAGUUAGAUGCAGAACGAGGUGGAAGGGAGGAGACUCACUGAGUUGAUUGUGAUAACGGUGCUAGGAGAUGACUCGAAGUGGCGUGACAUGGCAAUGAUGAGGAUGAUUCUAGUAGGCCUUGUAGGUGACAGAACAAAUAUAUUUUUUCAAUCACAUUUUUUUUAUACAGAAUUUGAUAUAAUUUUAGGAAAAUGUAUUGAUAAAUCAAUGUUGGAAAAUACCUAGGUAUUGCUACUCAGGUAGUAAGUAAUCUUGAUGUCUCUUUUUUUCUUCUAGAAGUUUAUUAAUUAAAAUUUUAUGGUUAAAUAUUGGAAAGUUGAAAGUUCUUUCUAUUAGUAAAUUCAUAUAAGUCAUACAAUUGACGACGUAGGAAUGUCUCUAAG
This is a messenger RNA of Lathyrus oleraceus (garden pea), 1363 nucleotides long. Its product is annotated as RING-H2 finger protein ATL2. Lineage: Eukaryota; Viridiplantae; Streptophyta; Magnoliopsida; Fabales; Fabaceae. The transcript has a single exon. Bases 209 to 1021 code for a protein of 270 amino acids. Gene Ontology annotation, molecular function: transferase activity. Gene Ontology annotation, biological process: protein ubiquitination. The record is from RefSeq and is a predicted model, not a curated record.